AUGCCGUUCCACACGCACCACCAGCAAAGUGGCCAGGGCAGCAACAACUCGGCGUCUGCCAUAUAUCACGCCGCGCAGACGUUAGGGUCGAUUGGCGCACCGCCCCAAGUCCGAAUGGCAGCAUCAGGUAUGACCAAUGCAGGAACAGACGCGCUUUUGCCUGGGAGCGGGAACCCAGGAAUACAUUCAUCGGCUGCUUCUGGAGGUGGCCUGCAAACCGCCCCUCCAUCCGCGCCGGGCCUACCUCCACCGCACUCCACCAACCCCUCGUUCGAGACCCCGCGUCGAGCUCCUACGCUCGGAAGACCUGAGGAGCUUCACAUUUCGACGUCAGCUGCGGCUCCAAUGGGCCAGCAAACGUCCUCGCAAGGCCCCGCGCAAAAGCAACCCGGGCAGCAGCAGAUGUACAAUUCGCCGGAUCAGUACUCGGCUGGCCCGAAUAUCAAUCUGCAGCAGGCGACACCGCAGGGCUCAUCUCAUUAUGCGAAUCCACCUUCCUCCGCCUUGCCCGGUAGUCUACAGCCAGGGGGCAGCUCUCAAGGGCAGCAGCAGCGGCCGGGCCCCUCGGCCGCAUACACGGCUCCUACCACUGUCCCAACCAUGCCCCAGAUCAACACGAACGCCAACCAGUACACCCUCCCUACCCGCUCGAACACCAACAAUAUUAAUACGUCGCACUCCUAUUCACGAUCGAGUCCAGCUGGGCUAGAGCAGAAGUACAUUCCCUUCUCCUCCAACACGCCGGAUCCCAAGUACAGCGCAGGCACACCGGCCCAGAAAUAUUAUCCCUCAACCCCCUCUGGUGCAGCUUCCAACUCUCCGCUGGGGCUGGCGGACAUCAGGCCGCGAGCAAACUCGAAUAUGGUCGACGACCCGCUCAGCCAAGGACCUUAUUUCAAUGACAGCGACCGCAUCCCCGGUAACUCUAACUAUUUGGCGCCGUGGGGGGUGUGGGCUUUCGACUGGUGCAAGUGGAAUACCCAUGGCGGGAACAGUGCGGGGAAGAUGGCCAUCGGAAGCUAUCUUGAGGACACACACAACUUCAUCCAGAUCCUCGACACCCAGAUCGUUCCCCAGGAAGUCUCGUCCCCUGGCGCCCCGCCAUUCGGCCUCGAGUACACGCGCGUUGCUGAGGCGACAUGCUCCUAUCCCGUAACGCGCAUACUCUGGGAGCCCCCUUCCUCUCAGAAACAGUCCACCGACCUCCUUGCUACCUCCGGAGACCACCUCCGGCUGUGGUCCCUACCCCAGCCUCCUGCCUCGACCAUCAGCAACACAAUCACUCGCUCCUCCUCUGUAAACACCCGGGAACCCGCACCCCAGAAAUUGACCCCCCUCGCACUGCUCUCCAACUCUAAGACGCCCGAACAUACCGCUCCCCUGACCUCGCUAGACUGGAACACCCUCUCCCCAAAGCUCAUCAUUACGUCGAGCAUAGACACGACAUGUACAAUUUGGGAUAUACCUACCCUGACAGCAAAGACACAGCUCAUUGCGCAUGAUAAAGAGGUCUUUGAUGUGCGUUUCUGCGCCGGAAGUGUGGACGUAUUUGUGUCAUGUGGUGCGGACGGAAGCGUCCGAAUGUUCGACCUCCGGAGCCUCGAGCACAGCACCAUCAUCUACGAGCCGUCAGAAAAGGCGCCCGGCGAUAGAUCAGACAAAGGCUCACCGGGUCGCUUGUCCCCAACGAAAGCCCAACAGACCAUGUCAUAUGCCCCGCCCCUUCUCCGCCUUUCCGCUUCACCGCACGAUGCCCACCUCCUCGCUACCUUUGCCCAAGACUCCAACAUUAUUCGCAUUCUUGAUGUUCGACAACCAGGUCAAGCCUUGCUCGAACUUCGCGGCCAUUCCGCAUCUGUGAAUUCCAUUGAAUGGAAUCCAUCACGGCGAGGAAUGCUAGCCUCUGGCGCCGACGACUCGCUUGUCCUGAUAUGGGAUCUGAUACACAGCCAGAACGGCGCUGUGAUAAAUGGCGACACUCACACAACGCAGCCCCCCACCCCAGCUAGUGCGCAUCCCUCAAACGGAGGCGCACAAAGUAAUUCAGGGACGGUGGGUCAGAAAGGUCCAUACCUGGCUUGGCGGUGUGAUUACGAGGUGGGCAACCUAAGUUGGGCGCCGCAGAGUGCGUUGACGGGUCAAGGAGGGGAAUGGGUCGGAGUUUGUGGUGGACGAGGAGUUUGGGGUGUCAAACUCUGA
Molecule: messenger RNA, 2199 nt
Organism: Lindgomyces ingoldianus
Lineage: Eukaryota; Fungi; Ascomycota; Dothideomycetes; Pleosporales; Lindgomycetaceae
Product: WD40 repeat-like protein
Exons: 3
Coding region: 1-2199 (732 amino acids)
Cellular component (GO): nucleus
Molecular function (GO): protein binding
Source: RefSeq, a predicted model, not a curated record